GCAAGGAGAAAGAUCCGAGGAGCUGGAGGAGCCGUGAGGCGCGUGGAGUCUGCAAGGUCCCGGAGCCCUCCCGGCCCUCGCGGGAGAGCAGGGUCGAGGCGCGCCACGCGGGCGGCGCCAGGGAGGGGCUGGCAGGCGUGGCUCAGCCAGUGCCCCGGCCAGAGGCGCCCGGCGCCCCGCGCACACCUCAGAGGCCUGCGCCGCCGUCCCGCCGCCUCCACGCCAGGCUCCCGGCGCGGCGAUGGGCGCGGGCCCCUGUCUCUGCCCCGGCCCGCCCCUUCCCGCCCCUUCCAGCCCCGCGAACGCGCGAGACGCCGGGGGACCGUGGGCGUCCUGCACAUAGCAGCGGGCUUGGCGCUUCUCGGCGGUCCGACGCUGAUGAGGUGAGCACAGCGACCUUAAGGAUCCACAAAACUUCAAACACUUAAUUAUUAAGUGAAAGUGGAAAGGGGGAGGUGCUUUCUCUCCUUUCCAGAAUCUGGGCAGUUUGUUUGGAACCGGCAAAGAAACUCUCAUAGGAACUUGAGGAACCAGAGUGAGGGUACUCGAACAGUGACUGCCAUCUGGUGGUUAACCAGAAUCAUCACCUUGUGUAGCCUGAUGGUUACUAAGAUGUCCACUCUUGACUCACAUGGCAUGCACUCGCAGCAGGGGACCAGUUGAAGGAUGUCUGAUUUUGGAGGGUGACCAGUUGAAGGAUGUCUGAUGAAGGAGCCUAGCGAAAUAACCCUUUGCUUCUACCUGAAUGGGUUGUUCACUCUGGAUUCUGAGCCUGCAGCCAGCUCCAAAAUGGGGCCUCUGAAGAAAAGAUUUGAGUUGCUCUUGUGUCUUAGUCAAAGAUCUACAUCCCUACCAGUGGGUAACCAAGACUGUGAAUAAGCACACACCAACAGGGGCAUGUGGUGACAUGGAGCCUGAAAUAAACUGCUCUGAAUUGUGUGACAGCUUUCCUGGCCAGGAGCUGGAUCGGAGACCCCUUCAUGAUCUCUGCAAGACAACAAUUACAUCUUCCCACCACAGCAGUAAGACCAUCUCUUCAUUAUCUCCUGUCCUCUUGGGUAUUGUUUGGACUUUUCUCAGCUGUGGACUUCUGCUGAUACUUUUCUUUCUUGCCUUUACAAUUCGCUGCAGGAAGAACAGGAUUGUGAAGAUGUCCAGUCCCAAUCUGAACAUUGUGACCUUACUGGGCAGUUGUCUCACUUACAGUAGCGCUUACCUCUUUGGGAUUCAGGAUGUUUUAGUGGGGAGCUCAAUGGAAACUCUCAUUCAGACAAGACUGUCCAUGCUGUGCAUUGGGACCUCCCUUGUGUUUGGCCCCAUUCUGGGAAAGAGCUGGCGACUCUACAAGGUGUUUACCCAAAGGGUCCCGGACAAGAGAGUGAUUAUCAAAGACCUGCAGUUGCUGGGGUUGGUGGCAGCCCUGUUGAUGGCUGAUGUGAUCCUGCUCAUGACAUGGGUGCUGACUGAUCCCAUCCAGUGCCUCCAGAUUCUCAGUGUCAGUAUGACGGUGACAGGGAAAGAUGUGUCCUGCACUUCGACCAGCACCCACUUCUGUGCUUCCCGGUAUUCCGAUGUUUGGAUUGCUCUCGUUUGGGGAUGCAAGGGCCUGCUCCUGCUGUAUGGUGCCUACCUGGCUGGCCUGACUGGCCAUGUCAGCUCCCCUCCUGUGAAUCAGUCCUUAACCAUCAUGGUGGGGGUCAACCUCCUUGUACUGGCUGCUGGGCUGCUUUUUGUAGUCACCAGAUACUUGCAUUCCUGGCCCAACCUGGUCUUUGGACUCACAUCUGGAGGGAUCUUUGUUUGUACAACUACAAUCAACUGCUUCAUCUUCAUUCCCCAGCUGAAGCAAUGGAAGGCAUUUGAAGAGGAAAACCAAACAAUCAGACGCAUGGCCAAAUAUUUCAGCACUCCCAGCAAAAGCUUCCAUACCCAGUAUGGUGAGGAGGAGAACUGCCACCCGAGGGGAGAGAAAAGCUCCAUGGAGAGGCUCCUCACAGAAAAAAAUGCUGUGAUUGAAAGCCUGCAGGAACAAGUAAACAACGCCAAAGAGAAGAUUGUGAGGCUGAUGUCAGCUGAGUGCACCUAUGACCUCCCAGAGGGGGCUGCCCCACCUGCCUCUUCCCUGAGCAAGGACGUCCAGGCGGUAGCCUCGGUCCACACCCUGGCCGCUGCUCAGGGGCCUUCGGGUCACCUCUCUGACUUUCAGAAUGAUCCUGGCAUGGCUGCCCGGGAUUCCCAGUGCACUUCAGGGCCCUCCUCAUAUGCACAAAGCCUUGAGGGGCCUGGGAAGGACUCCAGCUUCUCCCCAGGGAAGGAGGAGAAGAUAUCUGACUCAAAAGACUUUUCUGAUCAUUUAGACUCAGGUUGUAGCCAGAAGCCAUGGACUGAGCAAAGCCUGGGUGCAGAAAGAGGAGACCAAGUCCCCAUGGAUCCCAGCCAGAGUCUUCUACCAGAUAGAGGAGGCUCAGAUCCCCAGAGACAGAGGCAUCUGGAGAACUCAGAGGAGCCCCCAGAGCGGCGGUCACAGGUUAGUUCAGUAAUCAGGGAGAAACUUCAGGAGGUCUUACAAGAUCUGGGCCUGGGCCCUGAGGCUUCCCUCUCCACCGCCCCCUCUUGUCAUCAGCAAACCUGGAAGAACAGUGCUGCCUUCAGCCCCCAAAAGAUGCCCCUCUCCAAGGAGCUGGGCUUUAGCCCUUACAUGGUGAGAAGGAGGGCAGCUCAGCGGGCCCGCUCACACUUUCCUGGCUCUGCAUCCUCAUCUGUGGGGCAUCGGGCAAACAGGACUGUUCCUGGGGCACACAGCAGGCUACAUGUGCAGAAUGGGGACAGCCCCAGCCUGGCCCCACAAACUACUGAUUCCAGAGUACGAAGCCCUUCUUCCAGGAAGCCUUCACUACCUUCAGAUCCUCAAGACAGACCAGGUACCCUGGAGGGCAGCAAACAAAGCCAGACAGAGCCCGAGGGGGCUAGAGGGAGCAAAGCAGCCUUUCUUCCCCAGCCUUCUGGUUCUGGCCGGGCCCCAAGUCCUGCUGCCCCAUGCCUCUCCAAAGCCUCACCUGACUUGCCUGAACAGUGGCAGCUGUGGCCCCCAGUGCCCUCAGGCUGUCCCUCCCUGUCUUCUGAACACAGCUAUUUUGAUACUGAGUCCAGCAGCUCAGAUGAGUUCUUCUGCCGCUGCCACCGGCCCUACUGUGAAAUCUGCUUCCAGAGCUCUUCUGACUCUAGUGACAGUGGCACAUCAGACACUGACCCUGAGCCUACUGGGGGGCUGGCUUCCUGGGAAAAGCUGUGGGCCUGCUCCAAGCCUAUUGUGAACUUCAAAGAUGACUUGAAACCCACGCUGGUGUGAAAAGCAACAGAGCUGGUCUAGACACAGAGGUCAGUCCAAGAGAAGCUGUACCAAGGCCCACAGGAGAAGAGCCAAUUUCUGGUCUUUGGGGAAUGGAUUAGUGCCCUGCAUUUGACCAGCCCAUACCAUGUUUCAGCUAGGCUCACUGUGUUACUUUGAGCACUUCUUGAUCUAUAAAAAGAGGGGCAUUGCCUGUCCUGUUACUACCUCGCAGCCUUACUAUAAAAGACUCCAGUUGAGUGACUAUGAAAGACACUGACUCCUUGGAUAAAAGGUUGAAUGAACACAUAGGAUUUUCUGUCCAGGUCAGCCUACAUUCUGUAAAACUCUUAAUAUAUUCAGAUGGAUGGCUGAAUGGACAGACAGAUGGAGAGAUGCAUGGGAAAUUUCUGUAGAACUUGAGGUGUGGAUUGUGACCCAUCAAACUGGCCUUUUGGUGGACAGACCUACCAGGAAGAUAAGUCUCCUACAUCCUUGGGCCUCCCACUCCUGGAAGGCAGUGGUUUUAUUUCUUCUGAAUGUUGUGAACAGCACCUCCCUAGAUUCCAGCUUCUGGCCAGACCCAGCUCAGAGCCACCCCUACACCACUAUUUCUUGUUUGUAUCUUUCCACCAUUAUGGCACUUUACCCUCCUCUCUGAGACAGAUCUCCAUGUGCCCACAGGCUUCCCAGAUCUCUCCCCUGGGAUCAGAUGUACCUGAGGUCCUGACUAUCCCCACUGUCCCCUUGUCCUGUGGCUCAUCCUCUUGAUUCACCCAGUGAUGCAGUUUUGUACUGCGGGGAGGCACACACCAGCAAUUUCUGUUGGGGUAUGGGAGAACCUGUUGGUCAAGAGUGCUUUUGGUUCCAUUGGGGUUACAUGACUACCAACAGACACAUAAACCUGGAAGCCAAAUGGAGAAAUAAAAAGGAAGACAUGAGGGACACGAAGACAGGAAAGAAAACAGGAUUUGAAUAUUUCACUUGAGUCCAGCAUAGUACUUGGCAAUAUCAUAUUUUUGUGAUUCCUUUUGAUAACCCUGUGAAGUAGACACUUUCAUUUUUACGGACAGGGAUUAUGAGGCUUAGAGAAAUGAGGUAGUUUCCCCCAACAUCACACUGCUGGACAGAGAUGUACGCACAGCUCCUGGGACUCAAGUAGGUGGGUUUUCCCGGGGAAACAUGGCUUCAUGUGUUCUUCUGGGAAUGGCAGGUGACGCUUGGCAGACGAGACAACAAAGCAAGGCUCAUGUAAGAAAGCUGGGAUGUGCUCCCCUAUAGUCCAGAAUAAUAGACCUGGUUCCUCACCUCGGGAAACGGGCCUCCACUUCCUCACUGCCAAAGGCCACACUGGCACCUCCCAAGGGAGCUGGGGAGCUGGUGAAGGAUGAGUGCGAGGAACUCAGCCACCACCAGAGCCACAGGGAGAGCACACCUGGGUCCACUGUGCUUAUUGCUGAGCUGGCUGUCAUGUCCAGGCUGUCCCCUGCCCCGAGUCCUGUGUAUACAUCUGUGGGUGUGCACAUGUUUGCAUGAAGGAGUUCAGGCCUUAUUAAAUAUGCUCAGAGGGGGGCAUCUGGCUCUAAAUGUAUCAUCAAUUUAUCAUGGAAUCUUGGGGGCUGCUGACACCCCUGGACUCUCCAGGCACUGAACCAUGAGGCCCUCUUGGAAGCACAGCUUCUUCUAUCAUCUACUUUUAAAUAGGAAUUUCCUAAUUUAUUCUGUGCAUGGGUUUGCAGUUUCUUCUUGUGCUGUGUGUGUGCUGUCCAAGUGGUACCAUAAUAAAAGAAAUGACUCCCAAGAGGAGUCUUUUCAGAAAUUGUAAUCUGGGGCUGGCCAGGAGGGGCCCGGAGAAGGCUGACCCACCCAAAGAAGGGGAACCAGAGAAGCCAUCAGAGCUGCUGCCGGGCUACCCUGGGUCCCAGGGUACCUUCUACCAAAGUUCCAUUUGAAUAGAUUCUUCUGUGUUCUCCCUAAGAAGUCUCUUAUCCCAGAAACACUCCCUCAAUGGACAUAGGAAACCCUGAAGACCCUGGACUCUUCCUGCCCCUGGGGGUCCUGUGGCUGGGCUCCCCCUCCUGCAGCUCCCUUCCUCCCAGCAUGCCACCACUAGCAGCCCACCAUUCAUUCAUGUGGACUCUAAAUCUGGCAAUCCUUCUAGCCUUCUCACUCUGUCUGCUUCUAGAACCUUAGUCCCAGCAUCCCCGCCCUUCUACAUCUCCAUCCUUCUGUUUAGAAUUUUUUUUCCCACUUUGUGCCCUUGUGAAUUAUUCAUCCUUCAAGGCUCAGGUGGAGCAUACAUUCUUUCUUCAACCUUUUCCAGCCAUCCCCAAAGAAAGUUGAUUGAUUCCCUAAUUAAAUAAGGAAGGAUGGGCUGGACGCAGUGGCUCACGUCUGUAAUCCCAGCACUUUGGGAGGCCGAGGCGGCCGGAUGACGAGGUCAGGAUUUCAAGACCAGCCUGGCCAACAUGGUGAAACCCCGUCUCUACUAAAAAUACAAAAAUUAGCCGGGCGUGGUGGCACAUGCCUGUAAUCCCAGCUACUCAGGAGCCUGAGGCAGGAAAAUUGCUUGAACCGGGAGACAGAGGUUGUACUAAGCCUAGAUGGUGCCACUGUACUCAAGCCUGGGUGACAGAGCAAGACUCCGUUUCGAGAAGAAAGAAAGAAAGAAGAAAGAGAGAGAGAAAAAAAGAAAGAAGGAAGGCUGUCUUAGGGUCUGUAUUUUGGACUCAACUAUAUAGAGGCUUCUGUUAUCCAUUUGACCUAGAAUGACUUUGUAACGCUUGCCAGACCUGAUUGAAAUUUAUCAUUUUCUUCAAAAGCAAUGUGCAAACACCAUAACUGUGCUCAACAAAAUGUUGCCACCAAAUGUAUCAUUUACUCUGUGCAUCACCCCUACCCUUCCCCACCUGCUUUCCUAAAUCUUUUACCUAAGAUCAGCUAAUCCAGUGAUGAAAUCCUUAAAGGGCUGAAUGUGCCAUGACUUUUGGCAUGCUCUUGGUUGUUCUGCUCUUGAAGAAAGGGCAGUAAAUUGUGCAAAGGAAUCCUGGAGAAGUAAACAUUGCCUCUGCUGCUGUCAUCUGAGCUAUACAUGUCUCUGUUGGUCCUAAGGCAUAGCAUGGAGCCAGGCCUGAUUCUAACCCCAGCAUAUGUCCUCUGCUGUUGAAAAUCUUGGAAUUUCUACAUUUCUACAUUUCUCCACUUUUCCCGUUAAGACUGUGAGGUCUUUGAGCUUAGAACUUGUUAUAAUUAUCUUGGAAUCCAGUACCUAGCACUGUGCCUGGCACAUGGUCAAUGCCCAGCAAAUGCUUGUCAAAAGAAAAAUCAAUCAAGGGAGGAAGAAUGACCUCACCAGAACUGUCUUAAGGGGCACCCCAGGGAAGCACAGCUCACAAAAGUUCAAGUGGGAAGCCAGGCUUAGGUAUCUCUUCAACUUAUGUGAUGGAUGGCAGUGUUGCUGCUUCACCUAAAUUUAAAUCCCCCGUGAUAAUAUCUUGAACCCUUUGUGGAAAGAAGGCAUUUUAGAUGGGCUCUCUUCAUUAAUUUUUGUACAAUAAUUUUCUAUCCCCACUGCAAUGCCUGGGCUUUAAGUCACCUGCAUGACCAUGUUGCUUUCAGCAAGUUCAGAACCUCUUUAUGGCUCAAAGGCUCCCAACUGCCACCUGGGGUAACAACACCUACCUCAUGAGGUUAUGAGGGCUAAAUGAAUUAAUAUUUGUAAAAUGGUUUGAACUGUGCCUGGCACGCAGCA
Gorilla gorilla gorilla (western lowland gorilla) is the source of this 7079-nucleotide messenger RNA. RefSeq names its product G protein-coupled receptor 156 (gene GPR156). Gene Ontology annotation, molecular function: G protein-coupled GABA receptor activity. The record is from RefSeq and is a predicted model, not a curated record. Bases 908 to 3349 code for a protein of 813 amino acids. Gene Ontology annotation, cellular component: G protein-coupled receptor heterodimeric complex; membrane. Lineage: Eukaryota; Metazoa; Chordata; Mammalia; Primates; Hominidae. The transcript has 10 exons. Gene Ontology annotation, biological process: gamma-aminobutyric acid signaling pathway; G protein-coupled receptor signaling pathway.